AUGUAUAUGCAAACCAAACAACCUUUUAAAGCUGCAAACGAAAACACCCCGAUAAUCACUACAAAACUAAAAGCACAAAUUCAUGGGAAAAUUAUUUCUAAUACGAAAAAUAAACAACUUUCACAAGGGCUGCCUAGUGGCACAUUAAAAGUUCAAAGAAAAGGGGUUAAUUUGCACUUGAAGCCAGGAUCCCCAGACCGAUAUAAACAAAGUUUCCAAAUGAGUGAUGUAGCUUCUAAUAUGAACUUUCAAUCACAGCGGAAGCCUUUUAAGCUUCUCAAUUAUCAAGAUGAGCCGAUUCAUAGCAGAUCUCCAACAACUAUAAUUAACGAAGUAAACCAAAGCUAUCAAUUUGUAUCUGCUCUAAGCGAAGUACCGAACUCAAAUUUGCAAAAUUCUAAUGCUUCUAUUGAAUUUUCUGACUUAUCCUUUACUAAUAAAUUUUUUUUUUUAAAAUCAGCGGGUCUUAUUUUUGCCCAAAAUACAAAUAUUAAUAGGUAGCCAAUUAUAAAAAAUUUCAAAAAAAAUUAAUAAUAAGAUAUAGGAGUUAGACUUUUUAGAAGACUCUGAUGCUAUUUUAUCUGAUUUUUCUUUAUCUCUUGAAGAGCCUAAAGAAAAAGAAAUCUAUAAGCCAUCUAUGCAAAAUCUUUCAAGAAAUUCAAUUUUUGCAUCAACCGUCGAGCCUCGAAGCCAGUACAGCUCAGAAUUAAGGCUAACCCCUGCAUCUUCUCACAGUCGUGAAGAAAGAUUUUCGACAAUAUAUACCCUUUCAAGUGAUUCCUCAGCUAAAUAUGUACAUACUGGAAACUCAGAAGUCCCAUCUCCUAGAAUUGAAGAAAAUAAAGCGACCUGCACUACAAGAUUUACCACAAAUACAUUGGAAAAUGAGCUAGAAUUUAACAAUCAAGACGAAGAAAACUUUAAAUAUGAAAGAAGCUUAAGCAAAUCUGAGUCAUUACCAGAAACCCCAUUAGGGAUUUUACCGGCUAGAGCUUAUUGUCUUCAUUGUGCUAUGGACGUGUCUACAGUUGUUAGACUAGAAUUACCUACUAUGCCUAUGUAAUUUUUAUAUAGAUGAAAAAGAAUUUGCUGCGCAAGCUUUUUCGGGGUCGAUAAUUUGGAAAAAUUCCAAGAUAUCGUGCACAAUUGUAAGAGAUGCAGACGAGAAAUAGCGAGAGUGCAGCCUCUUAAGUUAUAA
Molecule: messenger RNA, 1198 nt
Organism: Blepharisma stoltei
Lineage: Eukaryota; Ciliophora; Heterotrichea; Heterotrichida; Blepharismidae
Source: the annotation of a GenBank genome assembly